Messenger RNA from Amphimedon queenslandica, 3873 nucleotides. Its product is annotated as leucine-rich repeat serine/threonine-protein kinase 2-like. The record is from RefSeq and is a predicted model, not a curated record. Gene Ontology annotation, biological process: protein phosphorylation. The transcript is spliced from 5 exons. Gene Ontology annotation, molecular function: protein kinase activity; protein binding; ATP binding. The annotation marks the transcript as partial. Lineage: Eukaryota; Metazoa; Porifera; Demospongiae; Haplosclerida; Niphatidae.
UCCCCCUGUCUCUUGCAUGCUCUCAGUCCUGUAGCCUAGGAUACUUAUUUCAAUUCAGUCAUGGCUGGUGUAUUUCGAGGUGUAUUUCAAGAUGAUGCCAAUCUACACAAGUUUUGUCACGAUGGAAAAAUAGAAAAGAUAAUGGAUUUUGUUGCCACUGUAGAACCUGAAAUCCUUCUUGAUCGACUCAACAAUCGAAGAGGUAUUUCUGGUUACACUCCUCUUCAUGAAGCUGUCUCCGGCAACAGAUACGAAGUCAUUUCGUAUCUUGUUGAACUAGGUGCUAACGUUAAUGCCAGGGCUAAUUUUGGCUAUACCCCGCUUCACCUUGCAGCCAGUGCUGGUCACAUUGAGUGUGUCAAAGCAUUACUAUAUUGUUCUGCUGAUAUCAGUCUUAUUGAUAGCCGUGGUAAAACUCCAAAACAGACAGCUGACCUGAAAAAAAAGUCAAAUGUAGUCCGACUUUUAAGGAGUGAAGAGAUCAUUAAAGAAGCGAAGACAAAAGGUGAUAAUCUCACUGAGUUACUUGAAGUCAGAAUAGAUGAUUUGGAGCCUCACUGCCUUGAGGAUACGCUCACAGCUGCUGUUGAGGUUGGGAACCAGUUAAAUGUUGGGAAACUUAUCAUCAAAGGUGCCACAAACAUCCAACAAGCUCUGGAUGAUUCUAAACGACUGCAGAAACACGAAGCAAGGGCCAUGCUCUUACUGGUCAUUGCUGCACAGACAAAUGACAGGGACUUGGUCCUUAAGCUGUUUGAUGCACGAAUACAAAGAAACGCAUCACAUCCAAUGGCCAAUGAUGAUGAUUUUUCUGAAGUCCAGAAAGCCGUCAUAAGUGGACGUGUCUCAACUAUGGUUCCAAUAGAGAUAGCACGACGCCAUCAGAACCCAAUUGUACGAGAGGAUCUUCUCCUGAGGACUAAUGUGAACCAGGAAGAGGGUUCUGUCUAUUGGCAUGGCCUCCGUCUACUUGAACUUGAUCUCUCUUGGAUCCGUAAGAUACACUGGGUAAAGAGACUGAGACUGGCUAGGAAUGGAUUCCGAGCCAUCCCAAACGAAAUUGGAGGCUACUUGAAACAAGUGGUAAAACUAGACCUCCAGCACAAUGAAUUGGUUACUGUCCCACACUGUCUGUUUGAGUUACCCAAUCUUAAUGAGCUCAAUCUGAGCAAUAACAAGCUAAUUGAGAUACCUGAUGUACACGAGUGGUCCCCUGGUCUCACUGUCCUGAACCUCUCCUCUAACGAGCUCUCUAGUCUACCAGCUGACAUUGUCACUCCUUCUAUUAGGACUCUCAACAUUAGUUAUAAUCAUUUCUGUACUGUCCCUCUCUCUGUCUGCUCCUUUAUGAGUCUCCAGCACUUGAACAUCAGUUUCAAUCGAAAUAUACGUUCUCUGCCGGUGGAGAUGGGUCGAUUGCAGAAUCUUAUCAAGCUUGUUAUUGAUGGACUCAAAUUGAGAGACCCUCCUCGUAAUGUGCAGCGUGAUGCCAGGGACUGUGUACGAUACCUCAACAGUAAGCUACGCUCCACUCGUAGGUUUUACCGAAUGAAACUCAUGCUGGUAGGGAAACAGAACCGUGGUAAGACAACACUGGUCACCCGUUUACAAGGACUUGACGUCAGUAUCAACCAGUCGACUGUUGGGGUUGAUGUGAGCGAGUGGCAUUACGCUGGGGGACUGGGACGUAGGAAGUACCAGUUUAGUAUUUGGGAUUUUGGUGGUGUGGAGAAGUACUACGCAACACAUCAGUGCUUCCUUUCAGAGCGAUCCAUGUAUCUGUUGCUGUGGAACGUACAGCAUGGGGAGGAAGGUAUUCAAGAGUUGAAACCUUGGCUUGAUGCUAUUGCACUGAGAGCUCCUCGCUCUUGUGUCCUUAUUGUUGGUACUCAUCUUGAUUGUGUUGAAGAAAGUGAUCGUCCUGAAGUGGACAAGCUCCUUGGAAAAGUUGCUGAACUAGCACAGACCUAUCAGAACAAGCUAUUGGUACCAGAGGUACUAGCAGUUGGUCUAAUGAACCGUUUGGAGAAUAUCAGGACACUCAGGGAGGCCAUAUACAAUCAAGCAACAGAAUACAGAGGAAAUAGAAGUCUGCCAAUAAUGGGACAAGAAAUACCAGCCAGUUAUUUUGAGCUAAAUAAAGAGCUUGAGAAGGUACAAGAGGAAGUCAGGAAAGGUCUGAGAGCCCCCGUCAUGAAUGCAGCUCAGUUUAGGGAACUUGUCCACAGGCUCAAUCUUCCUGAUAUAUGCAGUGAUGAGGAGCUACGCACUGCCACACUCUUUCUUAAUGACAUUCGUACUAUACUCCAUUAUGAUGACAGGAGCCAUGCGAUCAAUGAGCUUUAUUUUAUUGACCCACAAUGGCUCUGUAAAAUCAUGUCUCAGAUUGUAACAGUCAGGGAGAAAAACCCCUUUAUUAAAAAUGGUAUACUUCACAGUAGAAAUGUUCCAUUUAUAUUUUGUGACCCGAGAUUCCAGUGGAAGUAUUUUGAGCAAUACCUCAGUCUCCUUGAUCGGUUUGGGAUUGCCCUCCCUUUGGACAAUCGCCAGAUCCUAAUCCCCUCCAUGCUCCCAGACAAGAGGCCAGAGAAGGCUGAUAUACCAGACGAUAAGUCUGCUCCUUUUUACAUUCGCUUCAUUAAUUUCCAGUCUUCAACCCCGCCAGGAUUCUGGAGUCGUCUUAUAUCUCGUAUAAUGCAUACAGUUCCUCAGGUUUGCAGGGCACUGGAUGUUCUAGCUGAUUACAACAAUGAGACUGAGUCAACUGCUGACGAGGAUACCAUACCUGGGAUACCUCCUGCGCCUAACGUAACUGAUGAAACGUCAGCUCAAAUGAUCAGCUCACCUGUUCUUUCUCCAUCAUCCAACCAGUUCCUCCUUCCCAACAUUAACCGUUUUAUAGUGGAUGAUGAUGAUGCAAAGCCACUCAAACCAGAGGACAUUGAGCUCCUCUAUUGGAAGAACGGUAUAGUUUACAAAGGCCCAGAUCUUUCAUUUGGGGUUGAGUCUUUUAGGAAAUCAAAGGUCCUAGCUCGUAUAAAUGGGGACAGCAUCGUUAUCCUUGCCUCUCCAAAUAGUAAAGGCACAAAGCUCAUUUGUCAGUUGGUUGAUAUUAUCCUCAGCCUCAUACAUGAGUGGUAUCCCGGCCUGGAGGAGAAUAAUGUGAACUCUGGUGUAGAGCAGAGGGUACCUUGCUAUGAGUGUCGUAAGCUUGGACGUGAGAAACCCUUCGAGUUUAAAAUAGAUCAAUACAUGUCAAUAAUCACUAGCAGUAGACCUCAGAUUGAGUGUGGAUAUGAGAGAGAUGCAGCGAGGAAUCACAAGGUCUCUCUGGUUGAUAUCAUACCUGACUUACUCCUCCAAGACUUGGAUGCUGAUUAUCUGCUCAAACCGGAAGAGAUCAAAUUUCAAGAGGACAAGGACUCCCUCUUAGGAGAGGGAGGGUUCGGUAAAGUGUAUAGAGGAAAGUGUCGUGGUAAAAGUGUUGCUAUAAAGAAGUAUCUUACAAGAACAGAAGAGGCUUUCAACGAGUUACGCUCUGAAGCUAAAGUACUGCAGGAAUCCCAUCAUCCUUUUCUAGUCUGUCUUGUUGGUGUGAGUGUUCACCCAUUGAUGGCUCUUAUACUAGAAGAGGCUCCAAUGGGAUCCUUCGAGAGGCACCUCAUCAAGAAAUCAACUCCAAUCCCGAGACUUACAAUGUUCCGUAUUGCUGCUCAAGUGGCAGCUGCUCUACGCUUCCUACAUCAACAUGGGAUCAUAUUCCGUGACCUCAAAGCAGCCAAUGUCCUCCUAUGGUCACUGGAUGAGACUUCACUCUGUCACUCAAAAGUUACCGAUUUUGAAAUAGCAACACACCUGUCACCAGUGGGUAUC